AUGGACUUCAAACCAGACACUGCACCUCCACCUCCACCCCCUCCUCAGCCCGCACAGCCAGCGACCUUCCCUCAAGCCACCAGUCCUCCAGCAGUUCCGCCGUCCGGCUCCCCAGGUGCAUUUCUAGUCGAGCUACUGAUCUACAACGGCGCCCCAUUCAAAGACCACUGGGCGUACUGGGUCCGCUCUCACCAGAACCCAGACCUUGGUGUCCGCAUGCACGCCGCCGGCGACGUGAUGAACGGUUUUCAGUUUGAGAUCGAGCGGGCUCAUGAUCUCCGAGAAACUGGUAAUGUCCCAACGAAGAGGAUUCCGCUGCAGUGGGUCAGCGGAGAGUUCUUCGUCGAGAAGGAUAUGCUUAAAUCGGACGGAGACAAAGACAAAGUUGAUCAGACCCCGAGUUGCGACUUUGAAGCUAGUGCGCACAAGAUUGAGGUCCCGGAGAAGAGUUUGAGGACUGUUGAUGAUACGGUUACUUCGACGCCUAGCAAGCUCAUCCAAAGGAACUGCCAGACGUGGAUUGUCGAAUCGGCCGACCAACUUGUGAAAGACCGGAUUUUCGGCAGUGAGGUUGCUGCUUAUCUUCACUCCAUCAAGCAGGAAGUAUAA
Molecule: messenger RNA, 609 nt
Organism: Aspergillus melleus
Lineage: Eukaryota; Fungi; Ascomycota; Eurotiomycetes; Eurotiales; Aspergillaceae
Exons: 2
Coding region: 1-609 (202 amino acids)
Source: RefSeq, a predicted model, not a curated record